Messenger RNA from Darwinula stevensoni, 5618 nucleotides. The record is from the annotation of a GenBank genome assembly. NCBI's taxonomy places the organism in Eukaryota, Metazoa, Arthropoda, Ostracoda, Podocopida, Darwinulidae.
AUGUUCUUUGGAAUUGCCUUAGUUGCUAUUCCACCAGCAUCAGUAGAUUCUCAGGAAGUCCUACAGACAUCCCUAGUGGAGAAAUCAUGUCCAUGGGAUGUUAAGGUAUCAGUUCAGAUGUCCAGGGAGAUGAUCCUGGGAAGUGCAUAUGUGUCUCUUUCCCAGUUGAAGCAGGAUCUCCUCACUUCCUACUUCCUUUGUUCCCAACGUGGCCUCAUCCGUUCUGCCCAAUGGGCUGGAGAACUGUUGCACUGCCUGAAGGAUAAGGAGUUGACCAUUUCUCAAUGCCCAUCCUUGACAACCCAAUGUGACCCAGAUCUCCCAGCCUACCUCCUGGCCAGAACAUACCUUGACCUUCAGGAAUAUGACAGGGCGGCAUUUAUCCUGAAAGAGAGUCGUCCUGGGAAGAAUGAGUUCCUGUAUUACUACUCCAAAUACCUUGCAGCAGAGAAGCGACGACUGGACGGCAUGACUGACCCCAUAGAUGCACGGACUAAACUGCCUUUGUCAGAGCUUCAAGAACUGGAGGUGGAGCUGGGGGAGCGGCUGAAGGGAACCAAAGGGGAAGAGGAAAAGGAGGAGGAAGAGCAGGGGUUCCUGCAUUAUGUGUAUGGGAUAGUGUUGAAGAAACUAGACCUGAAUCUCAUGGCUGUGGUGAAUCUGCAGAAAGCAGUGAAGGCCCAGCCAUUACACUGGGGAGCCUGGAUGGAACUUGCUUCCCUUGUCAAUGACCGAUCCACUUUGCAAGGCUUGGAGCUGCCUGAACAUUGGGUGCGAGAUUUCUUCCAUGCACAUGUUCUUCUGGAGCUGCAGUUGAAUAGAGAUGCCUUGGAGCUUUUGAGUCAACUAAAGGAGACACUGUGGGAUGGGGCCCUCAAGGACUCCUCCUAUCUCAUUGCCCAGGUGGCUUUAUCACACUACAACAUGCGAUUGAUGGAGGGAGCGAUAGAGGGGUUCCAGUGCCUGCGGGAAAGAGACCCUUGGAGACUGGAGAACCUGGAGACAUAUUCUAACCUCCUUUAUGUGAAAGAAAUGCGUCCUGAACUUGCCCUCCUUGCCCACCAGGCUGUCCGCAUAGACAAGUACCGCACUGAAACCCAGGUCAUCAUUGGGAACUACUACAGCUUGAGAGCAGAGCACGAGAAGGCUGUGCUGUACUUCCAGCGUGCUUUAAAGCUGAACCCAAAUUACCUAUCUGCAUGGACACUCAUGGGUCAUGAAUAUCUUGAGAUGAAGAACUCUAAUGCUGCCAUCCAGUGCUAUCGUCAGGCUGUCUCGGUGAACCCACGGGACUUCCGAGCAUGGUAUGGGCUGGGCCAGACAUAUGAGCUGCUCAAGAUGUACUUGUAUGCACUGUAUUACUUCAAGCAGGCACAGUGGUUGCGCCCACAGGAUGCCCGCAUGCUUAUGGCUCUUGGUGAAUGCUAUGAGAAGCUCAAUAAGUUACAAUAUGCCAAGGUGUAUUAUGCUCGUGCCCACCGUGUAGGUGAUGCUGAGGGCAUGGCACUGUUCAGACUUGCCAAAAUCCAUGAGCAGCUGAAGGAGACUGAGUUGGCAGCAAAGGUGUAUCAACAGUACCUGGCCAGCCUGGGAGAGGGGGCUGAGCUGAAUGAGGAGGGAGGGUUCAUCCACCGUUUCCUUGCCCAACACUUCCUUGAAAAAGGUGGCCUGGACCUUGCAAUGCACCAUGCCCAGCUUGCCUCCAACUUCCCUCUUAAUAUUGAUAUUAAGUAUUGCUUGACAUCUGAAUCCAAUAUCCACUGUCUUCCAGGUGGUCUACCAUCCAUGCAGCAACAACAUUUGUCAAGUGCAGCAGCUGCUGCUGAUGCCAUUACUGAUGGAUCUGCAACACAGCUUGUCAUGAAAACCAGCAGCAUCCAUCAGCUGAAUACUAUAAAUCUUGCUGAACUGGCCCACAGAGAAUACCAAGCUGGGGACUAUGAGAAUGCUGAACGCCAUUGCAUUCAGUUGUGGAAACAAGAGCCAACAAAUACAGGCGUGCUCUUGCUCCUGAGUUCCAUUCAUUUUCAAUGCAAACGCUUGGAUAAGUCUGCACACUUCAGCAUGAUGGCAAUCAAACAAAAUCCCAUGCUGGCUGAAGCCUAUUCAAAUCUUGGGAAUGUUUACAAGGAAAAGGGAGGAUUGCAAGAAGCUCUAGAAAACUAUCGGCAUGCCAUUCGGUUGAAGCCGGAUUUCAUAGAUGGAUAUAUCAACCUGGCAGCUGCUCUUGUAUCUGCCGGUGAUCUAGAAGGUGCCGUCCAGGCAUAUGUCUCUGCUCUACAGUAUAAUCCUGAUCUUUACUGUGUGAGAAGUGACUUGGGGAACCUAUUGAAAGCACUAGGAAGACUUGAUGAGGCAAAGGCCUACAGUGCAGGAGGAUGCUUCUUCCUUGAGGCCACCAUGCAGCAGCUCAAUGCCCACCUCUGGGUAUCAGGGGUUUGUAGCAGUCCUCCGGCCUGCUACUUGAAAGCCAUCGAAACACGUCCUGAUUUUGCUGUGGCAUGGAGCAACCUGGGGUGUGUCUUCAAUGCUCAAGGGGAGAUUUGGCUUGCCAUUCAUCACUUUGAGAAAGCAGUUGCUUUGGAUCCCAACUUCCUUGAUGCCUACAUAAACUUGGGCAAUGUCCUUAAGGAAGCACGCAUCUUUGAUCGUCAGUACCUCGUCCUCAUGGAUUAUCAGUGUAUCGUGGUUUACACGAUCGUGACGAUCCUUCCCCCCCCUCCUCUGGACCAUCACGAUCGCCUCCAUUCCGGCUGCUGUGGCUGUCUCAAAUCCAUCUUCAAAGCGGCUGUGGCUGCAUAUCUGCGAGCCUUGAAUCUCAGUCCCAAUCAUGCUGUUGUGCAUGGAAAUCUUGCCUGUGUCUACUAUGAGCAAGGGCUCAUCGACUUGGCAAUCGACACAUAUCGAAGGGCAAUUGAACUUCAGCCAAAUUUCCCAGAUGCAUACUGCAACUUAGCUAAUGCACUCAAGGAGAAAGGGCAGGUUUUGGAGGCAGAAGAGUGCUACAACACAGCACUUCGACUCUGCCCCAACCAUGCUGACUCCUUGAACAACUUGGCCAACAUCAAGAGAGAACAGGGAUUGAUUGAAGAAGCAACUCGCCUCUAUGUCAAAGCCCUUGAGGUCUUCCCUGAGUUUGCUGCUGCUCAUUCCAAUUUGGCAUCUGUCCUUCAGCAGCAGGGAAAGCUCAAUGAAGCCCUCAUGCACUACAAGGAGGCCAUCAGUGCACUCAUGGACAUACUCAUUGAGACUUCUCUCACCACCUCUGCUGACAGGAUCCAGCCAACAUUUGCAGAUGCAUACUCCAACAUGGGCAACACAUUGAAAGAGAUGCAGGAUGUCCAGGGUGCUCUCCAAUGCUACACUCGUGCCAUCCAAAUCAACCCUGCAUUUGCUGAUGCUCAUUCCAAUUUGGCUUCCAUCCACAAGGAUUCAGGAAACAUCCCAGAGGCAAUCCAGUCAUACAGGACAGCAUUGAAGUUGAAGCCAGACUUCCCUGAUGCCUACUGCAACCUGGCCCACUGCCUCCAGAUUGUCUGUGACUGGACAGAGUAUGACAGGCGAAUGGCCAAGCUGGUGGCCAUUGUUGGAGAUCAGCUUGAGCGCCAUCGGCUUCCAUCUGUCCAUCCUCAUCACUCUAUGCUGUAUCCCCUCUCACAUGAGUAUCGCAAAGCAAUUGCUGCUCGACAUGCUUCUCUCUGUCUUGAGAAGAUUCAGGUGCUUCACAAACUACCUUACAAAUAUCCAACUGAGUUGCUACCAGGGAACCGUCUGAAAAUCGGCUAUGUUUCGUCUGACUUUGGAAACCAUCCAACAUCCCACCUGAUGCAGAGCAUUCCUGGCAUGCAUGAUCGGGAUAGGGUUGAGAUCUACUGCUAUGCCUUAAGUCCUGAUGAUGGUACAACCUUCCGGCAGAAGGUGGCCAAAGGCGCAGAUCACUUUGUUGACUUAUCCCAGGUCAUAUGCUGUGGUAAAGCAGCAGAUAGAAUCAAUAUGGAUGGAAUUCACAUCCUUGUCAACAUGAAUGGCUACACCAAGGGAGCUCGAAAUGAGAUCUUUGCUCUCAGACCAGCUCCUAUUCAGGUGAUGUGGCUGGGCUAUCCAGGUACAAGUGGAGCAUCUUACAUGGAUUACUUGAUCACUGAUAGGGUGACUUCACCCUUAGAGUUGGUUAACCAGUACUCUGAAAAGUUGGCUUAUAUGCCAGACACUUUUUUUGUUGGAGACCAUGUGCAGAUGUUCCCCCACCUAAAGGAGAGGAUUGUCUUCGAUUCUAAAGACAACCUGUGUGGGAAACCUGACAUCCCAGACAAUGUGGCUAUCAUCAACACAGCAGAUGUGAAGCCUCUUCUUGAAACCACUGACAUUAAGGAAGUGAAGGCUGUAGUUAUACCUGCCACCACAUCUAAGCCCAUCGAAGUGUCCCUAACAGUGGCACACCUACCCACCACCACCAACAUUGAGGCGAUGAUUUCCACUGGGUUGGUCCAGACAACACUGAAUGGAUUGGUGGUUCAGAAUGGACUAGCCACAAACCAAGUGAACAACAAGGCAGCAACUGGGGAGGAAGUGCCACAGAGCAUUCUUGUGACAACAAGGCAGCAGUAUGGCCUCCCAGAGAGUGCUGUUGUGUUCUGCAACUUCAAUCAGCUCUACAAGAUUGACCCUGCCACCCUCCAGAUGUGGGUCAAUAUCCUGAAGAGGGUUCCCAACUCAGUGAUAUGGCUUUUGAGAUUUCCUGUGGUGGGAGAGGCAAACAUAGUGGCUCAGGCUGCUCAGUAUGGUGUCCCAGCUGGGAGAUUCCUUUUCAGCAAUGUGGCUGCAAAAGAGGAGCACGUGAGAAGAGGCCAGCUGGCUGAUGUCUGCCUGGACACUCCUUUAUGUAAUGGGCAUACAACUGGCAUGGAUGUCCUUUGGGCUGGUACUCCAAUGAUCACUCUCCCUGGAGAAACCUUGGCUUCCCGUGUUGCUGCCUCACAGCUCACCUGUCUUGGUUGCCCAGAAUUGAUUGCCAAGUCUCGACAAGAGUACGAAGACAUUGCCGUUCACCUUGGCACUGAUCGUGAAUACCUGAAGGCAAUUCGACACAAGGUCUGGAAGGCUCGGUCAGAAUCACCCCUCUUCGAUGUGAAGAUCUAUGCGAGCAACCUGGAGAGGUUGUUUCUUCGUAUGUGGGAGAAGCACUCGCGGGGAGAGCAACCUGAUCACAUCACCCACUCUUUGACAAGAACCUCAACCUUGACGACCAGUGUCUGAGCACUAACAGGAAGAUGUGGCUGCUAUGGAUGAAUGCAGCUGGUUAUGAGAGCCAUGGAAACAGAGAAGAAAAAGAUUGCGAUUGUGAUAUUUUGUGAAGCUCACGAGAAGGCAUGUGAUCAUGUCCGGCAUCUGUGUGUAUGCCCUUAUUUUGAUGUCAUUUUUGGCUCGUUUUUGUUGUGAACGUCUUAUGAAAGACAUCCAGAUGGCCAUAGAAGUACGGACAUGAAGUCGCACCAAAUUGCUGCAUUCUUUAGUCCUUAUGCCUCUCACGUUUCUUCAUCAUUGAGCACAGUAUGCUAUAUUGAUGUUUGAAAGAGAGCCUCUUUGCUGCAAAUCCCUCCUGUAGAAAUAAAGGGUGU